AUGGACAGCGGCGCUACACCAGGCCCAGGCGCACGACGCUCGAAUCCUAUGAGGUUGUCAGUAGACACGACUGCGAGCGCCAGUGGCUCAGCGUUCAGGAACAGGGUACUCCCGGUCUUGCCCGCGAGUGCGCCAGGCGGCUCAUGUCCGGGAGCAGCACGGACGCUGUCGGCCGCGACAGCUGAGGCGCCUCACGCCGCCUCGCAUCAGUUCCAGGAAGACGUCGACUCGUUCCCUCUACCCCCAGAGAUGCUCAAGGCGUGGACCGAUCUGGCGGGCGCUGAGGGCAUCAACGGACCGCCCUAUGUCACCCUGGACGCACCGGAGGCUGAACUGCUCGGAUAUCCCACUCCGACCUCUGCCGUAUCGGCCACCCAAGAAUACAAGUUCGACCCCGACGACGUCGAUGCCCUCGCCCUGAAGUCACUCCAGGCAAACAAUGCCGCUGCAGAUCCUCCCGCCCUCAUCAGCACCGUCAGCACCCCAGAUGACAAGUCACCCGCACUCCACACGCCUCCUUCCGAUCUGGCUCCGAGUUGCCACCCGCCGUUGUCAACGCUCGACUCGGAGGGCGCACUCAUCUCAAACCCCGUCGACCACACCCUUGUUGCUCCGGCUACAACGCCGCAAGGUCAAGGCAGAGGAUCCUUCGAUCAGCACCCCUGUGGCGGAGCGUGCAUUGCAUCCGCAGACCCCCUUGAACCGGGCUCUGCCUCUCCGCAGUCACUUGGCGAUGCCGCCUCCCGUAUAGCGACCCCUACAACGAUUGACACGGAUCAACCAGCAGGGGCGUUAAGUAUCCCGCGCGCAGCUGCCGCCACCAUCGUGUCGACCUCGAAAGGCUGUCUCUCAGCACCUCUGCCGCUCGAGUCCGCGUCCGCCAAUGCCACUAUCCAGCUCAAUCGCGGCAGUACGGUCCAUGAUAAGCAAGCCGGUGGACUGUCUCCUCGCUCCGGUCAUUUGGCGGAGCAGUCUCUUGAACCUUUGACCCCAACGCCCAGUCGUAUUAUGAACACGCGAACGUUCCCUACAGUCUCACAAUCUCCCUCGCCCGCGCCAGUGCAGUGGAGCGAGGACGUGUGUCGCAGCUCAUCCGCCCCGCCGCAAAUUGGAGCAACCGCCACGGACUCUGCUGAGCUGGCCGCAUUUGGCGUGCCCAGUCGCCCCAAGUCAUGCAGUGGGAAUCCUCCUGCCAAUCUGGCACUGACACCAGUCGAUUAUGUGGCAGCAAGAGACAGUCGCAGCAGCCAGAGUCCAACUACGUCACCCGUCUCACCAACCUACGAUGGCCCUGCCCACGGACCAGAGUACACGGGAGAACCUGUCCAACAGUUACAGUUGCCCGCAGUCGACGGCCUCACCCUGCAACCCACACUCAAGGGCGUUGAUGAGACAAUGGAGUGUCAGAUCACAGGCGCAGUGCCUCCCCUACCCACUCCGGAUGCGGGCAGCAGUGCAGAGCAGCCACUGUCCCCUAACCGGCCGCAACUCAAGUGGUGGCAAUCUGGCCCAUCGCCGUAUCAGCACCGGCCCCUGACACUCGUCAACGUGACCGGAUCUGGUGAAUUGCCAAAGUCUGCUGUCACCGGCUAUGUGGCUGGAGAAGACCACGCUCCUGUGGCGCCGGUCGAAGAUGACGAGGAGCUUAGCGAGCUAGACUCUGCCAGUGAGGCGGGGGCUUCAGAAGUCGCUUCCACCCCGUAUCUCUCUGCCGUCUCGACCCCUGCCGACACUCCGGCUGCUCAACAGGAACCUCCCAGCCCGACUAAGCCGCUUCCCGCCCACAAGCUCAAGAACAAGGGCAAUGCCCGUCAGUUGAUCGACCUUCAAACGUACAGCACGUCCAUCUUAGGCGGGCAGACAAUGAUGUCUGCCAAGCGGACGCGCAAGCGGGAGAGCAGUGAUACGGUAUGUCUGACGCUGAACCCUUAUCUCACACGACAGACUGCAUCCGUCAUCAACUCGCCCCAACCAUACUUGCCGCCACCUCCCAAGCGGCAAAAGGCGGGUUCUGCUGCUGGCGACAAGGUUUGCAACCAAGACCAAGCUGCAACUACGCCAAACGGCCGAACCCAAAAGGCUUCUACCACGAAACGCAAGAAGAAGCAAUCCGCACCUGAUGAUGAUCCGCCUCAAGCAGCUCAAAAGCGACAGCGACAGAAUGUGAAGCAGUCAGGAGCGUACCUUAGUAGACGAAGGUGGAACGAUUGCUCAGAAUCAACAAGCAGCUACUCCUUCCCAGCCUCGACCCUCGAGCACAUCACGGUCGCCCUGGAAGCCAGGAGAGAGUUCUUCGGCGACGGCAUCUUCAACAAUGACAAGAGCGUCCUCUGCCGCGCGGCUCUCAUCAAGGCCGGAUUCUCACGUUCAGCAGGCGCAAUCCUGACUCGCCGGCCCACGUUUGAAUGCGAGACCUGCCCUCGCUACUUCAAGACGGACGCCGCCCGGUGGCAACAUAUGGACGCGUGCAACCACUUUUCAAUCGAGUGCGACAUGUGCGACGAGACUUGGCCGACAAUGGACAUGCUGCGCGAGCACGAGCGCGACGACCACGACUACUGGCACUGCGAAGAGUGCGGGGACGGGUUCUAUGCCGAGUGGGAACUGCAGGAGCACAGAGAAGACGAGCACCUUCGCGAGUGCCAGUGGUGCGACAUGUUUUUCGAGUUCGACUCGCAGCUCGAGGACCACGAAGAGCACGCCCAUCACUACUGCCACGCCUGCGAGCGUCUGUUCAACUCGGCGCACAGCCUCGAGCAGCACCGCCGCUCCCGCGCCCACCUCGGCACGCCGAUCAAGUGUCCCUUCUGCUCGGCGGGGUAUGCGACGGCAACGGGCGUCGUGCACCAUGUCGAGCGCGGAUCGUGCCCGAACGCGCGUAACGUCGACCGCCGCGCGAUCUUCCAGAUGAUGAAGCAGCGCGAUCCGAACGGAUACGUCACAAAGCUGCUCCUCGAGUACGACACGACCAAGUACACCUCGACAAAGGGCGGGUGGAACGGUCAGGCCUGGGAGUGCUCCCUCUGCUACCGCGAGUUUGGCACGCAGCGUGCUCUCGACCAGCACCUCGCCUCCCCGGCUCAACCUCUACCACUGUCCCAACCGCUCGUGCCGCAAGGAUUUCUCGACCCUCGCCGCGGCCGUGAACCACCUCGAGAGCGAGGGGUGCGGAUACAUGAACUUCCACCAGGUGCAGAACACCAUGGGCACCCUCAUCGGUAG
Trichosporon asahii var. asahii CBS 2479 is the source of this 3222-nucleotide messenger RNA. RefSeq lists its product as uncharacterized. NCBI's taxonomy places the organism in Eukaryota, Fungi, Basidiomycota, Tremellomycetes, Trichosporonales, Trichosporonaceae. Gene Ontology annotation, molecular function: RNA polymerase II transcription regulatory region sequence-specific DNA binding; DNA-binding transcription factor activity, RNA polymerase II-specific. Gene Ontology annotation, biological process: regulation of transcription by RNA polymerase II. The coding region runs from base 1 to 3222 and encodes 1073 amino acids. Gene Ontology annotation, cellular component: nucleus. The record is from RefSeq and is a predicted model, not a curated record. The transcript has 8 exons.